Aspergillus steynii IBT 23096 is the source of this 1177-nucleotide messenger RNA. RefSeq lists its product as uncharacterized. The record is from RefSeq and is a predicted model, not a curated record. NCBI's taxonomy places the organism in Eukaryota, Fungi, Ascomycota, Eurotiomycetes, Eurotiales, Aspergillaceae. Bases 148 to 894 code for a protein of 248 amino acids. The transcript has 2 exons.
AAAUGCGAACAUCGAUGGGGAUCGCUGGGAGCGAGUGUCAUUGGACGGGAGAUGCUCUCUAUACCACUGCUAGGAGUAGCAUGAGAACUCGUUCAUGGCGAUGAACUCAUAGACAUAGCCUCUUCUAAUCUCGUAAUUAUAAUAUGAAUGAUUGUGACUGCCCCUUCGCUCGUUGCUUUUUCUUUGCUUUUCUUUGCUUUUGUUUCGUUUCUUUCCCUGUUUCUCCUCGCCGCCUGGCCGGAUCCAAUCAUCGACUCAUUUAUUUCAUCGGCUCACUCUCCCCCUCUCUUCCUCUCUCCACUCGAGGGUCCUGGACUCGGGGCGUUUGAGGAUCUCCCGACCCCGUCAAUCCUACUUCUUGGAGCACUGAAUCGACUGCCUUCCCUAUACCUUCAUCCGACUGAAACGAGCAUCAACCCUUGGCAAAUCCCGUCCAACCUCGGGAACGCAUGCCGCCAGCCCCUCUCCAGGGACGACUGCGUACUGCUCGCGGCUUACUGGAUCGUUAGCGUAUCUCGUCAUCGUCAGCAGAAGCAGCCGACGGCGCGAUCAUUGGCUCGCCGGGGAUUCGUCAGUGCAAUCUGCCUUGUUUGGCUACGGCGCUAUUCAUGUACUAUCACCGCGUACAAGCCACAUCCGCUUCCCCAGCAGUCGGCCUCUCCACUCGCGCAGGACGGCGACGAGAGCACAAAGGGCAGAAAGAAGAGGGUCGAUAGAGUGGCCGUCGAACAACGGAAAAAGAAACGAAAGGUACCGCCCCCACGAUCUGUCUGGAUUGCCCUCCAUCCCGAUCGGAUUCCCGGGAGCAAGUCGCACGCAGCGGCUCUGUCCGUUCUGUUCUUUUUUCCUUAUCCAAGGAUUGCCCCGCGGCGGUUCGGAUCUCAGGCUAUUUGAUCGUUGCUUUUUUUCCCAUUGAGAUUCCACCGGUGUUUUCUUUUUCUUUUUUUUUUAAUCUAUUCCUGCAUCCUGCAGUUGCCUGGUCUCUCUGCCUGGCCUUUUUUUUUUCCUGGUUGGUCUUCUAAUAAUUUCUCCGUGAAUAGUCAAUCGGGUUCAUCCUCUGGCCAUUGCUACCCUAAGGCUGAUCCACGCAAUCCUCCCACUUUCCCCAUGACUUGAGGGUGAUUCUCUCCUCUCUGCGGCCGUCGAUCGAUCCCGUCGAGCGCUCCGAUUUGUUUUC